GAUGACCGUCCGGAGCGCCCACGGUCGCUUGUGUUUUCAACAGCUGUCGAAAUAACUGGCCCAAAUUUCGUGACGCUCUUUUCGCUUUCCCGUGCAGGCCACUUUCCCAAAAGCAAGCCUCCCGCUGCCCUGCCAGCUCAUUUCCCUGCUGCAAAUCUGGCUUUCCGGACGGGUUUACCGUAACGCCGUUUGUUGCGUUCGAGAGCCGUCUGAGUUUGUGGGUGUGUGGGUGGGGUGGCGCGCGGCGGUGUGGUGCUGUACGGAAACGGGAACGGGGUCUGUGGAGUGUGUGUGUGUGCGAGAAGGGAACAAUUGCGUCGAAUGUUGCUGUAACAGUGAACGACGGUGUUCGUGUGUGAGCGAGACCGAGCAAGUGCGAGGAAGUGUGUGUAGCGAGCAGCAAAGCCCCUCCCCCCUCCCGUUCGUUCCUUACCCCUCCGUUCCAAGCAGGUUGGCAGGAGCGUAGAUAAGCUUGGUGCAGAGCAGCGCGGCACCCCACCAACAGAGUACACCAUCACAUCGCAUCGAGUUUGCAUCAUUCCCUCUGCCCUGCCCGCGUUUCCCCAUUGCUCUGCCAAGGAAGUCGGAGUCCGGUGUGGGACAUGUUCCGUGCACGCAAACAGCCUGGCAAGCGACCAACAGCGGACAGUGGCAAUGGGUUUCGUGCGAAAAAGUUCCGAACGGACCAGCAGGUGCCGACGAUCGAGGACGGCCAGCGGCCGGUGAAUGGACCCGUCCCGGACGAGGGUGCCGCGGUAGGGGCGGGCGACCGGGACGGUGCGGAGGAUGCGACGGCCAACAUGAGCAAGUACGCGCGGCGGAUCGUGCGCGGCCAGACGGGCAAUGUUUUGCUCGAUUGCGAAAUCCCGCGGUACGGUACGCCGGUCGAGCGGAAGCGCUGCCGGAAGGCGGGCGACUUUGUGAUCGGGUACGAGCUGGGGACGAGCCCGGGCGUGCCGCAGACGCAGUAUCUGGCCCGCCGGCAGGGCACCAACGAGUUCUAUCUGCUCAAGAUUCUCAGCUUCGAUCCGGAAACGGAAAUCGUGGACAAAGAAACGCUCCAGGGCAAGGUGCUGCUGCACAACGAGUUCACGCUGCUCUCGAUGCUGGACGAUCUGGAGGGCGUCAUCCACCAGCACGGCUUCUUCAGCGAUUACGCGUUCGAGGAGCGGCAGAUCGAGCGGGACGACGGUACGAUGGCAUCGAUCUACACCGGGCGCAUCCGGCGGCGGUUAAUACUCGUGCUAGACUGUGUGCAUGCGCACGAGUUCUGUGACGAAUCGGGCGCGUACAUUAGCCUGCAGCGGCACAUUUCCGUCGCCCGGCUGAGCGAGCGGGACGCGCUCGAGCUGUUCUACGAGGUGGUGAAGGUGGUGGAGCAGCUGCACGCCCGCAACAUCAUCCAUCGCGAUCUGAAGCUGAACAAUAUUGUGCUGGACCGGCGGACGGGGCGCAUCGUGCUGACGAACUUCUUUCUCGGCAAGCAUUUGAUCAACGAGCAGGAGUGUUUGUUCGAUCAGCGCGGCAGCCCGGCGUACAUUUCGCCCGACGUGCUAGGGGGGAAGCCGUACAGGGGGAAGCCGUCCGAUAUGUGGGCCCUCGGGGUGAUACUGUACACGAUCGUGUACGGGAAGUUUCCGUUUCUGGACACGACACCGUCCGCGUUGUUUCGGAAGAUCCGUGAGGCGGAUUACAGCAUUCCGAGUGGCUUCAACACUACGCACGAGACGAAAAGCCUCAUCAAGCGCAUGCUGACGCUCAGCCCGGACGAGCGGCUGACCGCAACCGAGGUGCGCAUCGAGCUGGAGCAAAGCUUGCGCAAGUUCCGCCGGCCGCGCACUAACUGCGAUCAGCUCGUGCCGGAAGUGGCGGCGGAAGUGGCACUGUCAGCAGCCCCACAGAUAGCACCCACCCUACCCACCACUGCCGCCGAGCAGCAGCAGCAGCUCGUCAUUGAUCAAUCGAUGCCGGCCAGCAAGGAACCGUUCGGUUCCUUCUCAUCCCCCCCGGAACCGAUGGACGUUGACCGACCGACGGCGGUGGAGGGUGAAAAGGACGCCUCGUCCAAACCCCCGACGCCCCGGUUCGAGCUGAGCACGGAACAGUUUUCCCGCACGCUGGAAGCGAACGUCCGGGACGGGGAAACGUCGUCCUCCGCCAAGCACACCAAGCCCGACCGUACGUACAAGGUGAAGACGACGACGUACCGGUUCAUCCCUCCGACCGGUGGGGAAGGUUCGUCGUCGUCUGCCUCCUCCCCCAUCCAUGUCACGUCGCGCGAAUCGCAAACGCGCCCAGCUACCGGGUCACUUUCAGGGGUUAAUGGUGGCCGACGGACGCAUACACCGGCCGCCACCAUUACCAUUCCCGCUGCGGGCGACGGGCAGUCGCUGGCCAGCGCGGGCAGUCGGAACUGGAGCCGGUUCAACUUCAACCUGAAUCUACAGUACACCGCCAGCUCGUACAACAGUGCGGCGAGAGCCGUUGCCGCCGCGAUCGCUGCCGUGCACAGUGUUGGUUCUUCCAAUGCGGCAAAUCGUGCGCGUAUGGAAAGAAUUCGCACUGAACCCGGUACCGCGAACAACGGCUCGAGCGCUGCCCCUAAUGGUUCGACCAAUCCAUCGCUCCCACGACUGGUGAGCGUUAGCCAAACGGUGCGGAUGGUCCGUUCGGGCGAGGGAACGCAACCACCGCAACAACAAUCCUCCUCCUCGCCACCGUUAAUCAUUAACGGUCCGGCGGUCCAAGGUGAUAUUCCGAUGGGCGGCCCCGAACAGCAGCGACCGCCGGGCAACGGUACGACAAGACGACCCCCGCUAGGGACGCUAACACCGGCCGCCCAGCGGCUGUACGCCAUCAUGAACUACAUAUCGCAGAACAACCGCCCGCCGGGUGGGAACAAUCCACGCCCACCGGUAGCAUCGGUGGCACCGGAAAAUGAUCCCACAGUGGCGAUCGUUGGUGUUGGUGGUGUCGCCAUCGGGCUCGAUUUUAAUGGCAUCAUUACGGCGGACAUGGCGGACAAGAUAGUGGCGUAUCUGAUCAUCCAUCUGCGCACCGUCGACUGGGUGGCCAGCGUGUUCCGGUCGCCGGACGGGGGCGGCAGCAUCGAUCCGGAGCAGCGCGUCAACAAUCUGCUCGAGCUGCUGCGCCAGCUCGGCGUGCGGAUGGAGGCGUGCAACGGGCAGAUCGUGAUCCGGGCCGAGCAAACCCGUGACAGGCAGCAGUUCCUCAGCCUGCUGCUCCGCAUCGCUGGCUACAACGACAAGUACUUUCACCAGCGGGCUUAGCUUCUUAGUCUCCUUUUUCUCCCCUUGGUCCGUAAUGGUUUCCGGGAUUGAAAUAGAGAGAGAGAGGACGGAGAGGCAAAAACAUCGGGAAGCUAGCUAGGGUAAAAAACAUUAGUGAACUAUCUCGGCAGCCGACACAACCGCGGAAUGAUGGUGCGUUCCCGUUCCCGUGUCACCUUCAUUAGCUCACCCUUUUAACAGGCGUUUUGUUUUGGGUUCUUUUUUCUCGACUGACUCGACUGAAUUCAUUAGCUCAUUAGUAAAUUGUAGUCGCUCCGUUUUUCGUUUUGCUCCCGGGGCUUUCCCCGGCCUAUUAUUGCCCAUUAUUGGCGACACACUCGUUUGCGUUAAAUUAGCGUGUUCAAUCACACUCACUAAUUGGUUUGUGGCGCACGCUCGCCGGGGGGGAGGGGGUUUAACUUUCUCACUCACGUUUAGCUAGGAAAGGCGGGGCAAGGUAAUCCUCGUUCCCAUCCGCAGAAAACACACGGAUUUAUUUUAUUUAGUCCUCUUUCGAAGGAUGGCGAGCGAGAACAGGCUCUUUUAUGAUUUAUUGGAAAAAUAAUUAAACUAUAUAUAUUUUUUAUGUUAUUGAAUGGAAAGAAUUUUCACGAACUGGAAAAAAAAACAAAUUACUAACUAUUAUGCUUUAUAUAUUGAA
Molecule: messenger RNA, 3951 nt
Organism: Anopheles arabiensis
Lineage: Eukaryota; Metazoa; Arthropoda; Insecta; Diptera; Culicidae
Product: probable serine/threonine-protein kinase MARK-B
Exons: 4
Coding region: 603-3290 (895 amino acids)
Biological process (GO): protein phosphorylation
Molecular function (GO): ATP binding; protein kinase activity
Source: RefSeq, a predicted model, not a curated record